AUGGCAGUGGAUGCGGAAGGCAGAGCUGGUGGACUUCUAUGUGUAUGGAAUCCAAAGGUGUUUCAACUAAAUGCUUGUUGUGGCAACCGAAACUUCAUUCUCAUAUCAGGUACUAUCUUUUCAUCUUUUAGUUGUGUGGUGGUAAAUGUGUAUGGUCCUACGGAUGUGGUCAAAAGGCAAGAAGUUUGGGCAAAUUUUGCUCUGUUGAAGAAUCAUUUCUUGGGGCCAUGGUGGAUGGGGGGUGAUUUCAACGAAAUAAGGAACACUGAUGAACGGAUUGGGUGUUCUAGAAGAGACCGAGGAAUGAGGGAUUUUAAUUCUAUGGUAGAACAACUAGAGAUGAUUGACUUACCAAUGCUAGGGAGGAAAUUUACCUGGUGCAACUCACAAACAAGGGAGAAAUGGAGUAGGAUAGACAGAUUUCUACUUAAUCAUGAGUGGCUUCAGAACUUCAAUCUCAAGGUAUGGGGACUACCUAGGCUGUUAUCUGAUCAUUGUCCUAUAAUAUUGAUGGAGGAUGAUCGUGAUUGGGGCCCUAAACCAUUUAGGUUUCUGAAUGCUUGGGUUCUCCACCCUAGCAUCGUACAUUUAGUGCAGCAAACCUGGUCAGAAGCUCAGGUGGAAGGAUGGGCUGGCUUUAGAUGUCUCAUGAAAUUUAAAGCUUUGAAACAAAAAUUAAAAGUCUAG
Molecule: messenger RNA, 687 nt
Organism: Camellia sinensis
Lineage: Eukaryota; Viridiplantae; Streptophyta; Magnoliopsida; Ericales; Theaceae
Source: RefSeq, a predicted model, not a curated record